AUGAGUAUUGAAACAAUUCAAGAAAAAAAUGCAAUUGACAGGAUUGUGGACCUAACACGAUCUCUGAACAACAAUAACGAUUCCAGUGCGUUGCUUACAAAACUUCAAAAUGCCGUCGGGAAUCAAGACGUCUUGGAAACUCUUUUGAGUCAAUUAGCUGAAAUUGUUUCUUAUGACCCAGACAUGCCAGUUAGCAUAACUUCCAUUCGGUGUUUGCAACUCUCUGUUCACUUGGUAUUUCUCUUAGGCAUUUAUACCCAAGUUCCUAAGGAGCUACUUGCUCCCGCAAAGAUCAAAGCCGUUCCACCUUUUUCCCCCAAAACAAGCAUCCUUUCUAUAUUUAAAUUUCUAGUCCCUGCACUGCUUAAACCGAAUUUGCUUCAAGGUCCAGUAAGUCUUCAUUACGCAGAUUUACUAAUGGUGUAUCUUUACCUUCAAAACACCUAUGAACCUAAUUUGCUCAACGAAGAUUUUGGAGUUACCAAAGAAUCGCUUAUUCGCGUCAUGUCACCAGAAUUCGUUGAUCCCGCGAAAAUGAUAUCUGCAUGUUUGCAAUUAUUACAGCCAAAAGUUCCUCCAUGGAUGCGAACACAACUCAAUCAUUACCUAACGACUAGUCUAUGCAAACGCAACGGCGUUGAAGGGUUCUUGAAGGUUUUUAUGCAAAUAAACCCCAAUUCAAUUGAAAGAGCUCAACAAGCCGCUCGUCUUAUCUCAUCCGUUCCAAAAAAUAUGAAUGAACAGACUUAUUUGAGCUUGAUACUUCCUCAGAUUUGGAACUUAUUCUUUAAUUUACCAAGACUUGCUUGCCAAAUCACCAUCGCACUUUUAGCAACUCACAGACAUCUCACUUGGGAUUUCUUGAACAAACAACUUUCUCCGUUAAUGUCCCCAACUAUUAUUGAUCUUACCCCUGUUGAAAAUUGUCUAAAGGUUUUGGAUGCUUUUGCUUCCAUCGGAAAUGAAGACAUGAUAAAAAUAGCCGAAGGAUUUGUUCCUUCACUACUUCAGUUACAACCUAAUAGUACUCUUGGAAAGCAGGUGCAGGAAAGCUUACUAACGAUUAUUUCAAAAACCGGUACCAGACCUCUGCUUCAAUCUCUUGAAUCCAUCCAUCAUUUGAGUUCUUUUUGUCAUUUGCUAUCCAAUUCACAACUUGCUCAAUUUUUACCCCAGUUACUUGAAUUAUGGGUUAUGCAACCUGCAGAGCAUCGUUUAGAGUUACUUGAGGUUGUACAGUAUGCCCUCACAAGAGUUGACACAGAUGAAAUCCCGAGUGAACUCAUGGUUUCGGUUUGCAGUAAUUUGAUCGGCGAAGUUACAGAAAACUUGAACAACUCUGAAUCCGUCCUUGAUAUUUCUUCAAGAAGAGACGUUGUAGAAGAAAAUGAGGAAAUUUUACUUAUUUUAUUACAUCUUUUAUCUUCCGUUAUUGGAAGAAAUCGAGAGUUGGGUCACAAAAACUCAAUUCCAUCUCUUCUCUCUCCUUUAAAACAACUGGCAGAUUACCCCAAUCAAGUCAUAUCAGCGUUAGCAAAUGAUGUUUAUAAGACGCUAAUAAAGGAAAAUGAUGACUAUUCAUCUGCUUUAUCGUAUAUCCAUAAUGAUCAAGUUCCAGUUCGAGGUCAAGGAAUCUAUAUGCUUCGAAAGUUAAUUGAAGCCAAGGAUAAGAGAGUUAACCCACUUCGAAUACUGCACACCUUGUUGGGGCUUUUGACGGAUGAAGAUAGCUAUGUGCAUUUGAAUGUUAUCGCUGCUUUAGUGUCUCUGUGCGACAAAUAUGGAGAUAUGAUGAUACAACUCCUUAGUGAAUAUUCAAAGGUUCAAAAGUAUUCCACUGAUGAAACUUUGCUGAUCGGACAAGCCAUAUACCAAAGUAUGGAGCGAUUGGGUGAACUUACUUCAAAGUAUUAUGGACAGAUAGAACAGACGUGUUUAAUUCUAUUGAACGAUGAGGUUAUUGAUGUCAAGAUUUCUGCUUUAAACGUCGCUGAAUUACUAUGUCGCUAUUCAUCGAGCAAUGCUUUUGUUGAAUCAGCCGCCGCUAUUUUGAAUUUAGAAAAGACAGAAGAUAAAAAGUUUCUGCGAAGAGUUGCUCUUCAAGUUCUUAAUUCAUCUUCUCAUUUACCAAGCUCAGUAAUUACAAUUUUGGAAUAUUUAAGUACUCAUGAUGAAGAUGGUUUUAUUCGUGAGCAGUGCUCUCGACUGGUUAUUAAUAAAACCGAAGAAAAUAGGUUCUUUUUGGGAUAA
Schizosaccharomyces osmophilus is the source of this 2250-nucleotide messenger RNA. It is a transcript of the gene rtp1, whose product is annotated as RNA polymerase II nuclear import protein Rtp1. Bases 1 to 2250 code for a protein of 749 amino acids. The transcript is spliced from 2 exons. The record is from RefSeq and is a predicted model, not a curated record. Lineage: Eukaryota; Fungi; Ascomycota; Schizosaccharomycetes; Schizosaccharomycetales; Schizosaccharomycetaceae. Gene Ontology annotation, biological process: protein secretion.